This is a messenger RNA of Phasianus colchicus (ring-necked pheasant), 7729 nucleotides long. It is a transcript of the gene GUSB, whose product is annotated as glucuronidase beta. NCBI's taxonomy places the organism in Eukaryota, Metazoa, Chordata, Aves, Galliformes, Phasianidae. The record is from RefSeq and is a predicted model, not a curated record. Gene Ontology annotation, molecular function: beta-glucuronidase activity; carbohydrate binding. Gene Ontology annotation, biological process: carbohydrate metabolic process.
CUGCCCACAACCAAGAUGGCGGCGGCGGCGCCGUGCGGCGCGGUGGGGCAAUGCCGCCUGCAGCUGCUGGUGCUGGUGGCGGCGGCGGCGGCCGGCCGGGCGGCGGCGGCGACCGUGAGGGGCGGCAUGCUGUACCCCCGCGAGAGCCCGUCCCGAGAGCUGAAGGAGCUCGGAGGAAUCUGGAGCUUCCGCGCCGACUUCUCGCCGGGCCGGGACGCCGGCUUCGAGCAGCGCUGGUACCGGCAGCCGCUCCGGCAGACUGGUCCUGUUAUUGACAUGCCAGUGCCUGCCAGCUUCAACGACAUCACUCAGGACCCCCACUUGGAGAACUACAUUGGCUGGGUGUGGUAUGAGAAGGAGGUGCUGCUUCCUCAGCGUUGGCUGCAGGAUGACUUCAGCACCAGGGUGGUGCUCCGGUUUGGCAGCGCCCACUACUACUCCAUCGUGUGGGUGAAUGGAGUGCAGGUUGUGGAGCAUGAAGGUGGCCACCUCCCUUUUGAAGCAGAUAUAAGCAGGAUUGUCCAGCGCAGCCCGGGGGUUCCCUGCCGCAUCACUGUUGCACUGAACAACACUCUGACACUGCACACUCUACCUCCAGGGUCAAUUCAGUACAUGAAUGACAAAACAAGGUAUCCCAAGAACUAUUUUGUACAGAACACCAGGUUUGAUUUCUUUAAUUAUGCUGGAAUCCAUCGCCCGGUUGUGCUUUACACCACACCUUCUGUCUACAUAGAUGACAUUACUGUGACAACUACUUCAUCAGAGAGCGUUGCAAUGGUGCAAUAUCAGAUAUCGGUAGUUGGCAGCGAACUCUAUUCCUUGUCUCUGAGUUUACGUGAUCAGGAGGGAAAAGUGGUUGCUACAGGCAGCGGGCCAGCUGGAGAGUUAAAAGUGCCAAAUCCAAACCUGUGGUGGCCUUAUCUGAUGCACGAGAGCCCUGGAUACCGCUACUUCUUAGAGGUGAAAAUGCAGGCUCAGGCCAGCGGCGUGCCGCAGGAGGACAUCUACACCCUGCCGGUUGGCAUCCGCACCGUUCACGUCACCAGCACGCAGUUCCUCAUCAACGGAAAGCCUUUCUACUUCCACGGGGUCAACAAGCACGAGGACGCGGAUAUUCGUGGCAAAGGCCUGGACUGGGCACUGAUCGUGAAGGACUUCAACCUGCUGCGCUGGUUGGGGGCAAACUCCUUCCGCACCAGCCACUACCCCUAUGCUGAGGAGAUCAUGGACCUGUGUGACACCUACGGCAUCGUGGUGAUCGAUGAGUGCCCAGGAGUGGGGAUUAAGAUGCCUGAGAGCUUCGGGAACAAAUCACUACAGCAUCAUCUUGUUGUGAUGGAGGAGCUGAUCCGCAGGGAUAAGAACAGGCCCUCAGUUGUGAUGUGGUCAGUAGCCAACGAGCCAGCAUCAGAGCUGCCCCCAGCAGCUUACUACUUCAAGACACUGAUAGCUCACACUAAAGCUCUGGAUCCCUCUAGACCUGUAACAUUUGUGUCUGAUACUAAUUACGCUCUUGAUCAUGGUGCUCCUUAUGUGGAUGUAAUCUGUGUGAACAGCUAUUUCUCCUGGUACCAUGACUCAGGCCAUCUGGAAGUUAUUCCGCUGCAACUUACAGCACAGUUUGAGAACUGGUAUAAAACCUACCAGAAACCCAUUAUCCAGAGUGAAUAUGGAGCUGACUCAGUUCCUGGACUUCACAGUGAUCCACCUGCUAUGUUCAGUGAGGAGUAUCAGAAAGCUUUGCUGAAAGAGUACCAUUCUGUUUUUGACAAAAAGAGGAAAGAGUAUGUGAUUGGGGAACUCAUCUGGAAUUUUGCUGAUUUCAUGACUAAUCAAGGGGUCACACGUGUUUUGGGGAACAAGAAAGGAAUAUUUACCCGCCAACGACAGCCCAAGUCAGCUGCAUUUGUUCUGAGAGAAAGAUACUGGAAGAUUGCAAAUGAAUCAAGCUGUCUUCCUCCUAUAAUAAAAUCACAUAUCCUCUUUCUAUAAUGAAAUGAAAAGGCAUUAACAGCUGGGUACUAUGCUGAACUUUUUAAUUAAAUUCCUGUUUAAACAAUAUUUACGCCUGACACAAGUCUUGCAAGUCUAAUGCAAUUUCUAGUCCACCUAAAGUAGUUACUAUGACACAAAGCAGAUCAGAAACAUUAGUUUUACUAUGCUCAGCCAUGCCUGUAGGCUUCCUGUUUCCAGGUAGUAAAACAAAUGUUCUGAGUUUCAAGGAGCUAAGUUAGACAUCCUGAAUGAGGUAUCUGUUUAUAGCAAAAAACAAAACAAAAUAAUUACAAUAGAAAUCAAUGCAGAAGACUUCAAAAGCCCUAACUAGCCUAAGUGAGCAUCAAUUCCCUCAAAUGCAAGUGAGGUUUUCCAGUUAUACUUCCCUAACUGCUACCACUCAGCUCACAGCACGUCGUCCAUGGGAUUACUGACUACAUAAUUUCUCUUGUUUAAAACUGGACAGAACACACGCAGCUGGCUGAGAACUUCUGAGAGUUAACAGCAACUCAGGAAGCGUGUGAACUGCUAGUUCUGUGAGGAUACCCAACAUACUCCAAUACAGUAUGGAAUUCAUACCACAGCAGCAAGGUGGAAUAUGUUGGAUAGGUAGGUACUACAUCCACUGAACUUUGUUUAGAGCUAUUUAAUCACAGUACCAGAACUGCCACAAUUAGAUGCAGCUUUACCUUGCAGCAUGGAAGAGCUUCCUUCACGUUAAAUUUUCAUUAUGCUUUACAGGAAUAGUGUUCUAGAGGGCAAAUUCAAUCUAAGCCUUUUUGAUAGGGGGCCUGAAGCAUUCUAGGGUAGGAUUAUGUGUAAGUUAAUGUGUACACAGUACUUGAGACAGUAAUGUAGUAUAUUAACUUCCCUUUUAGGCUGCACACCAGUCUUAGAGGACUCUAAAGGCCAGAUUUUAGACUAUAGUAAGUAGUGCUCACAGAAGAGCCUGGAAUCUGCCAGCUUCUUAUUGCAAGCUCGCAGGGUUGUCCCAACAGCAGCAUCACCCACAGCAGAACCACAGAAGUAGGAGUUGCCCACUGAAUUUUGGGACAAUGCCUUAGUUUCAUUAUCCCAGUUCACUGAUAAUGUGUGAAUCUGUUGCUAUGCCUACUUUUUCUGCACCUGGUCUUCUGCUAGUACCUCAAGAAAGAAUUUGCUCUUGUGUUGUGCAGUGGCCAAAUUCUCAUUCCUUUAGAUGUGACAUAUUAGAGACCAACAACAAUUUCCAUUGCCACGUAAAGAAUAAGCACGUACAUGUUUACUGCAGACUUCAAACCAUUUUUACUUGAAUUUCUAGGGGGAAAAGAAACAACAUACUGCCAAUGUUCAUCAUGGUUACACUUGUGUUAGGUUUACAGACCUUCUCAUUAACUAAAAACCCAGAAUAUAAAAGUCUACCAAUAUUAGAAAGACACUUGUUCAGAUGUAACCUGAUACAAGUGUGAAUAGUGUACUCAAGCCCACUACCACUGUUUGAAAUCAGUGUCAACUUCUUACCCUCUAGAUAAUUUUUAAAAACCAUUCUCCUCCCCAUUUCAAGACAGUAGGACGUACCAACAGCUGCCACAUCGAAAUACAGAUCAAGAUUUGACAUCAUUAAUGCAUUAUAAACCAGGGCUGAGAUAGCUACAAUAAAACUCAGGAUUUGUGGUUUCAGAAGAGAAGGCUAUCCUUUCAUUCAGUCCAACAAAACAUACGCAAAAUUUAAUAUCCACACGUAUGAAAAGCACACACUUCAGAGUUUCAGUUCCUGCUUGUUCUCAACAGCUCAGUGCAACUGUAAACUCAAAACCCACCUAUCCAAGCCUUCCUCCCAAAACUCCCAUCCUCCCUGCUCCCCACCAUCCCUGUCCCCCCAGAUCCACAAAAAUAAACAGCAGUUUCCAGAUACUCCAUCAUUUUGUCAGAGUGGAGUUAAAACACCUGAAGAACCAGGGAAAGAAGGAACUGAUUAACACACUUAAUGUUUUUUUUUGCAUGUUACUGAAAGAACUGUAAACAGUAAAGCCUCAAUGCUGCUCAACCAUUAUACACUCAUGUGCACACAACAUUCAGCAAGACGCAACAAAGCUGCAGAAGUUCUAUACAAGGGUAUUCUCUGAGGACCCAAGUGCUUUAACCCUUCUACUGCUAGCAUACAAUUGCUUUGAAAGAGAUCACAACUUGGUACAUUUGGAGAAACAAAAUUACAGUACUGACUUUAAAAACAGUUUCUAAGGCUCAGACUGAGUCCAAAAAGGCCUCUGAUUGGGUUCAUUCAAGCUCUUAUGUUCAGACUGCAUGAAUGCAGCAUAAGAAUGAUUGCAGCAAGACAUCCACAGGUAAUUUCUACAUUUAUUUUUUUUUUUUUAUACCAAAAAGUUAUGUGCAACAAAUAGAAUUCAUACAUAUUUACAUUGUUUUACCUGUUAGCAAAAUCUUAUCCUAAGCCUGCAAUAAGAGAAUCUCUCAAUCUAUAUAUUGAUAAAAGGAACAUCUGCCCAAUGUCUCCAUUUAAAUGGAUGUUUAGUUUGGAGUUUAAAGCACUGGUGAUAGUUGAUGGAACGCACUAUACAGAACACACACCUAAUAUUUAGGCCAUGCUUAAUACAGUUUUAUGGUAACAGAAUACUUCACCUUUUCUGGACCAGUUUUGUCUAGAUCACAUUUAAACAACGUUGGCAGAUCUGAAGUUAUUAGAUCUCUCCUUAACUUUAACCAGUAUAAAUUAUGAGACCCAAGUGCUGCCCAAAGCACCUCGCCAAUUCUCUGAACAAUCAACAGACUGUACAGCAGAAGACAAACAUGUACUGCAGGGUGUUGAAAUCUGAUAAGAGAGACUCGCUGUCACUUUAGAUAUCGGAAAUGGUAGGGAAUGUUUUGUUGGCAAUCCUUAGCACUGCAAACGCUUUACAGUAAGAAAGUUCCAAGAACACUCAUUUCCUAAACAAGACUUGAAUGCUUCAUUGGCCUUAAGAGUUUCAAGUACCUUACAGUAAGAGGAUUUCAGGAAUGUUUACUUCCUAAACAGCUUUUGGGAUGAAGUUGUUCUUCCUUGAAUCGGCCCCUCCCUGCAGGGCUUCUGAGAGCCAGGGAGAGGCGAGGGCAACAGCCCAAAUUCACAACCACUGUAUCUUAACAAUUUUUUUCCCUUCCAUUCUCAUGGGGUUGAAGCCAUAACGAGUAAUGACACAGUCUCCCCUUGUCCCUCUGCCAGACCAAGUAUUAUUAAGUAGCACUUAGGUGCACUACUGUAUCCUCAAAACUUCCCUUGUUUUGUAAAUGGCAAAUUCGUAUCAAUCACAUCUUUGCUGUGACACUUGUUCUGGCUGAGGGUGGCAGGCAGGGGAAAAGUUGCAUGAAGCACUCCUCUGAUUUCUAUCACGUUACUAAUGGCAAUCUGAGCCAUUUUACUGGAAGAAAUAUGAUGUUUCUAUCCUUGGUAGCAAUGAGAAAAAAGUCAAAGAUCCGGAUGCAAAAAGGUCCAAAUUUCUACUGCUAAUAUUAACUCUGCCCUUUAUUCAGGCCAACUGCAUUUCUGAAGCACGACAGAGAAAGUAGAAGAGUUAGGGCCAUUUCUAGCAAAUCACUUCCAGUAAAAAGGAACUGCAAGAGAAGCACACAAGACAAGAGAGUUCACAAUUAGGAUCAGAUUUGCAAGAUUGUGCACAAAAUACAGCGGCAAAUUCUUCCAGAGACCAAACAGAUUUCCCAUUUGACCUCAGUGUGCACACAGACACAAACUGCAGACAGGACUGCUGAAAAUCUGGCCCUAAACAAUUUUACUAAACAAACUGAAUUAACAGACUAUACCCACACAGACAAGCACAAGACACAGUGAGUUAGUCAACACCUAUACUUUCUGCUGAUGGGGCUUUUUUCCUUUUUUUCUUUUUUCCCCUUGGGUGUGUGUUACACCCCCAAAUUGGACCAAGUAAUCAUUGAUUACACUUGUCUCUGUUGCUGCUUGCUCUGAGCUAUUAGCACUGCAAUCAGGCAGUGCAUGUUCACCUCUUCCUCCAAUGAAAAGAUGCAUCAGCGUGGAUCACAGGAAUGCUCUGAAAUAAAUCUAUACAACAUACAAACCAGUGAUGCUGGUGAUACCGCCUCGAGGCUUCUAGAAGUACAGAGGAAAGCCUUGAGAGACCAGUUCAGCAUCAUUCACUCCCCUCAUGUCAGAGUUCAAGGCAUUUGAGAGACAGAACUAAACAUCAAGACAAGCUUUAACUAUACUCUGGUCAAUACAAAAUGCAUUUAAUGAAUUGUCUAAAACCGUUAGACAAGAGGGACAAGUAAUUUAGUGUUACAUGCAACAGAUGUUACUCAUACCACAGAACUCUAUACAUAAAAGCAGUUUCCACCUACAUCCUUGAUACAAACCAGAAAAUUACUUCAGUAGCAAAUACUAUUUUGUGAAUUCAACCUAAAAAUUCUAUUUUCUCUACUGAAUACUGUAUGUUUCACAGUCAAGUUCAUCCUCAGCAACUUAGUGUUUGUAAUCCACUUAGCCAUACAACGUAAGUGUCUUUCUGACAUUCAUGUUUAAGAAACAAUCCUAAGAUUAGUUAAACUAAUUCUUUAAAUAAACAGGUACGCAGUUGGAAUUCUUUGUAUUUAGAAGCUGACAAGGGCAAAAAGCAGCACAGCACCAAUUACAGAACGUAGCUGAAUAUUCUGGUGUCACAGAGUUCCAAACACAAGCGUUUCACUUUUCCAAAUGACAUCAUUGACUUCCUAUCGCAUCGGUUUAGUAUUGCUACCACUUCUCAGUCUAAAAACUAAAAUAGGUUUCUUAAUACUUUUCUACGUCCAGCAAAUUUGCUGGGGGCUUUUGUUUGUUCACUUUUAAAGCAAGGACACUUCUGUCUGCCAAGUUCAACACUAAGUAUUUGGUUUAAAAUUUUAAGACAGAAGGCACUUUUAACAUUCAGCUUUAGAAUACUGCGAGCAGAAACAGCAUUACAAUUUUGUUCUUUUGUUUAAAUCUGCAGUUUAAUUUUUUAUUUUUUUUUUUAAUUAGUUAUUAGAAAGAGCAAUGAUAGCGCUGCAUCAGAUUUCAAUUUCAGGAGCACAUUUACUUCUCCACGAAACAGACUGCCCUUCCAAAGGAUCCUGUGUGUGUCAGGCCUAAAGUUCACUUCCCAAUAUAGCACAAACCAAAGAUCCUGACAAAGAUCAAUUCAGUAUCUGCUUAUUCGGUGCACUACUUGGUUAUCCCGCUCAGUCAGUGGUUUCCACUGCAGACUGCAAUCCUAUACUGCAGCAUUCAUAGAACAUCAAACGUUAGUAACACUGCCUGUCUGACCGCAAUUUAAAAUGAAACAGCACUGCGUGGAACAAGAGCACUCUCUGAUACACCAAGAGCCCACACUGUAUCUCAUAUCCUGGUGGUAACUUUCUAUCGACCACAUUGAGCUAUUUUCAUUCUGUACAGAAAUGAAUGAAAUUGUGGUUUGAGGAAUAUACUUCAGGUUUCAGCUUUAAUUCCAUUUUCGAUAGGGAACAAGAGAAAUGGAACAAAACCCAACCGUCAUUUUUUGUGAAAGCACCAGCAGUGAGUGCCCCAACAAGGUGCUCUACAGAGGUCACUUCUUCCAUCACGUCAGUUGACUGUUAGCUGAACACUCCAAAAGCUCCUAGGCUAACAAAACUGAUUGUACAGUGAGUUCUCCAGGGAUGAAACCGAGAUUUCUAAGUUUAUUUACAGUAUAAGUCCUAAUCAAAUCUAAGUCCAUCAGCUAAAAAAAAAAAA